AUGUGCUGUGGGACUCCCUGCCAAACGUCACAUUACUCAUUUAAAAAGGCUCAAUGGGAUUGCAAAAUGUCUAUCCAACAAAUUUCAUGUGGCUAUCACCACUCCAUGAUUUUAACAACAGAAGGCAAAGUUUUUGCAUGCGGAGCUAAUGUCGCAGGUGCUUUAGGACUUGGACAUUAUUCUGCAAUCAUUUCAAAGAAAGGACGGCUUUUUGUAACAGGAGUAAAUAUCGGAGGAGAAUUAGGAUGUGGUGACUGUAUUAAUAGAAAUCUUUUCACCUAUGUAUCAGACCCAGUUCCAAAUGUUAAACUUAUUGCAUUUAGACCUUCUUUUCGAUAG
This is a messenger RNA of Naegleria fowleri, 339 nucleotides long. RefSeq lists its product as uncharacterized. Lineage: Eukaryota; Heterolobosea; Eutetramitea; Acrasida; Naegleriidae. Bases 1 to 339 code for a protein of 112 amino acids. The record is from RefSeq and is a predicted model, not a curated record. The transcript has 5 exons.